Molecule: messenger RNA, 657 nt
Organism: Purpureocillium lilacinum
Lineage: Eukaryota; Fungi; Ascomycota; Sordariomycetes; Hypocreales; Ophiocordycipitaceae
Source: RefSeq, a predicted model, not a curated record
AUGGCUGAAGCAGAACCCUCGGCCCAGGUCGGCACUGCCAUUGACGUCUUGCCGGCCAGUCUUGCACACAGAAUCAUGAAGCUUUUAGAAGGACAAGACUUCCUCACGUGGCUCCAGCAACUCCAGAAAGGUGUCGGCGACGCGGGCCUCCUAGCGUAUCUUGAGGACAGCGUCGCUCGGCCUGACAAGCCAGGCUGGGAACAGGUCGACUUCGACCGGAAGCGAGCGGUGGUCAACAACGUGAUAUUCGAAUCCCUGAACUCUGUCGUACAGAGGUCAGUGGCCGACAGGAUCAAUGGAAAUUUGAACACGGUUUCGCCUCGGGAUCUUGUUCGCAAGGUGAACUCCGACGUUAUCUGGCCAUCACUGUACUACUUGUACUUGUCGAGAUUCACGGCGUUCCCCAAACGAUACUCCCUUUCAGGCGGAGAGCGUGCUACGCUGAAGCGACUCCACGACGAAUGGGACCUCUUAAAGGCAUGCGAGCGAGGUGUGUCGGAUGAUGUCUACAUCAGCACCGUGAUGGGUUUGCUGGAUGAAACACCACACCAGAUCGCCUUCUUUAACGCCAUUAUCGGAGGCAUGCAGCAUUUCAGCCUCGCAGAGGCCGAAGUCCGGUCGUGGCUCAAGGUCAGGUUCAACGUUUUGGAUAUCUGA